CUUCCAUGAAUUAAACCAUAAUUUUUUCGAUUCCCUGAUAUCGAUAACGCACGAUCUAUAUAAACUGCUGUGCCCAGAAUGCAACAUCUUAAAUUAUCAAAAUGUCACUCAAACUGAUUAUUUAUAUUACCUUUCUCGUGGCGAUCGCCUCUGCAAAGCCCUAUCGUGGCUUCAGAAUACCGUUAUUGGAGACUCGCAUAGUCGGAGGAAACGAGGCUAGACAAGGACAAUACCCAUGGCAAGUUUCUUUGCAAUGGGGAUGGUUGUCCGCUACCUCUCACUUCUGCGGUGGUUCCAUUUUAUCCGACCGAUGGAUAAUCACGGCUGGACACUGUGCCCGGGCUAUUCCGAGCUACGGUGAUUUCAUAGUCAAAGCCGGAAAGCACGACUUGAAAGUAGUAGAAAGCACCGAGCAAAGUAUCGCGGUUAAGAGUAUAUUCGUGCACAAUAAAUACACAGGAAACGUGGCUCCCUACGAUAUUGCGCUACUGAAACUGAAGAAACCUUUGAAAUUGGGUGGUGCUGUUCAAGCGAUUAAUCUUCCAAGUAUGCCAUCGAACACAACCGGAAACGCGACUUUGACUGGUUGGGGAUCGAUAUCGAGGACCAAUACCCCGUUAAUGCCCAGCAAACUUCAAACCGUCGAUUUGCCGUUAAUCAAUCUGAAUACUUGCAAACAAGCCAUAGAAGAACUUACUGGUCCAUCACCAUUGCACGAGACUAACAUUUGCACUGGACCGCUCACCGGUGGUUUCUCCGCGUGUAACGGCGAUUCUGGCGGCCCACUGGCUCUUAACGCGACUGGAAGAGCCGAACUCAUUGGAAUCGUUUCUUGGGGAAUCUUCCCAUGUGGAACCGUCGGUGCACCGUCUGUAUACACCAACAUUUCCUCCUUCGUCACCUGGAUUGGAAACAUCAUGGCGAGGAAUUAAAUAAUUUAAUUCUUAAUAAUCUUUAUUAAUUAAAGUGUUUUGACGUAUACGAUAUAAAAAUAUAAAAUGCACGUGUUGUGAGUAUAUUACGAA
Apis laboriosa (Himalayan honeybee) is the source of this 1025-nucleotide messenger RNA. RefSeq names its product trypsin-1-like. Gene Ontology annotation, molecular function: serine-type endopeptidase activity. Gene Ontology annotation, biological process: proteolysis. The record is from RefSeq and is a predicted model, not a curated record. The coding region runs from base 102 to 932 and encodes 276 amino acids. The transcript has 4 exons. Lineage: Eukaryota; Metazoa; Arthropoda; Insecta; Hymenoptera; Apidae.